Messenger RNA from Gastrolobium bilobum, 777 nucleotides. RefSeq lists its product as uncharacterized. The transcript is spliced from 5 exons. The record is from RefSeq and is a predicted model, not a curated record. The coding region runs from base 1 to 777 and encodes 258 amino acids. Lineage: Eukaryota; Viridiplantae; Streptophyta; Magnoliopsida; Fabales; Fabaceae.
AUGACGAGAAUUCUAUUUGAUUCCAGUCUUCCUGAAAUCGUGGAGUUCAAAAAUAAGUUGUCGUCUGAUCCAAUAGAGAGCAGUAUGAGGUUGACUCAGUUGUCUAGCAAAUCGUCGUAUUCUUUUGAAAAUGUUUUUCUGAAAGACACAGAGAGAAAGUCUAUUAGUGACAUCAAUAAUUGCAGUGAGAUUACUACUUGCAUUACUUAUGGAACAAUAAAAUCAAUUGAGUCGAAGUACAACUGGUGGUACAAGUCCCGCAAGAAAUGCACGUAUUCUGUAUGCGAGGAUUUUGAAAAAUGGUUUAAUGUUCAAGUCAGGGUAGUAGAUAACAUUGAUGUUGCCUCUUUCAUACUGUUUGAUAAAGACUGUGUAGCUUUAUUAGGAAUGGGUGCUGCUGAAAUACGGGCACAACAUUUCAAGCGGGGUGCUGAUUUGGAGCUUUAUCCAGAAGAACUUAACAUUCUCAAUGAGAAAUUCAUGUUGUUUAAGGUCAAUGUGAAAAAAAAGCAUUUAGACUCAUUGAACGAGCCAAAAUAUCAAGUUUCAAGGGUUUGCAACAGCGAAUCUAUUAUCCAAUCAUUUCUUAAGUCUGUGAUGGAGUUUAACGAUGAUGAGACUCAAACCUGUGAGAGUACAGGAGAUGCAGAUGUGUCUCUGUCUCUGUUGUCACCCUCUCCGAAUUUUAAUAAUAGUGUUGAAGACAAGUGUAAUUCUUCUAUUGUCCGUCCUUUGAAAAAGAUUAAACUGGAGAAAGAGUUAAGUGUUUGCCCGUAA